This is a messenger RNA of Balaenoptera acutorostrata (minke whale), 1922 nucleotides long. RefSeq lists its product as uncharacterized. NCBI's taxonomy places the organism in Eukaryota, Metazoa, Chordata, Mammalia, Artiodactyla, Balaenopteridae. The record is from RefSeq and is a predicted model, not a curated record. The transcript has 9 exons. The coding region runs from base 1 to 1563 and encodes 520 amino acids.
AUGAGGGUCCCUCCCGGGCUGUGUGCAGUGAGCCGGUGCCCCCCGAGUGCCAGCGACCAGGCGGAGAGGCACCGGGCCUUGGCAGAAGUGAGCCACGGGGCACAGUCCCGGAGCGAGGCCGGGCCUGCGGGAGGGUCUUCUUGCUGGGCUCCAGCUGGACCGGAGGAGGUGGACCCUCGGGACUCGAACGGACCCCCGAGCCCCGCAUCGCCUGUGCUUUCAUCGGCAGAGGUGUCACUGAGCGCGGUGGACGCUCCCUUCCGCUGUGUGCUUUCCGUGCGGUGUAUCCACAGGAACAAGCAGUGUGUGAAGCCGGGUCUCAGGCUGCUGGCCCGUGAGGAAGAGCCGAGAGGGCACCAGGGUGCCAGGAGCAGGUGGAAGGGCCUGGGCACGGUCACCCUCCCCGCCCAUGGUCCCACCAGGGACCUGUCCACCUUCACGUUCCUGGUGCCCCCGCCGCACACAAGGCCCAAAGCAGAGGGAGCUGCAGAGAACCGACCCUUUUCUCUGAAACCCGAGCUGGAGUCUGGGGCCACGCACGCAGGAGCAAGUUCUCAGGCACGUCCAGUCUUUUGUGCAUUGGGACAAAAGGGAUGCUGUGGGAUCGAAAGAGCUCACUUGUGUCAAGGUCCAGGCACGCAGCUGGCGCUUAACGAGGAUGGCGUGGUGACCCCUCGUGGGCUGCUACCUUCCUGCUUCUUCCUGGCAGCCCCCAGCCGCGGUCCUUGGGACACGAAGUGGACUGAGUCACCACUUCCAGAAGGCGGGGAGCACUGGACCCUGUUCCCGAGAUUCUGCAUCAGUAGGUGCUACGGCGUGGUCCCUUCCGUCCUCCUGAAAUUGCCCUGCAGCACGACCCCACUGGUCCGCUCACCAUCCAAUGCACCCACUUCAGUGCCCAGCGCACGUGUGGACUUAGGCCCCGCUGGAAACGCAUCAGAACAGCGAGAGGAGGCUGCAUCUCUGUCCAGCGGGGAGAGACUGGGAGGCAGCUGUCACGAAGGCCCAGGCACCCCGGCUCGGCUCUGCCAUGUAAACUUCUCCCAAGUGGGGCCCCAGCUCCCACUGGCUCUAACGAUGGACAGCUCGAUUUGGGGGAAACGUCAGGGCCAGCGGUCAGAGUGUCGCCGUGCUGCAUCUCCUCAGUCACGGUGGGGCUUGCCUGCGAGGCUGACACCACCUCUGUGUCACCAGCCAGGACACGGAGAUGCCGGGAGGUUACGGGCUCCCCAGCCCUGCAAGCAUUCCCCACCCACCCCCGUCCCAGAGAGUGCCCAGGGAGCUCGUGUUUCCUGCCCCGAGAGGUGUCCACCAGAAGCAGAUGAGCGGUCCAGCUGCGGGUUCGGUGGAGACGGGCAGCUGCGGGCGCCCCUGCGCGCGGGCGUUCUGAGCAGGCAGGACCUCGGAGCUGCCCGUGGGUUCAAGCGAAGGUGGCCAGCGCUGCCCUCUCCUGAAUCACGUCUGCGCUUUCAAGCCAGAGGAAAGCCGUGUCCCCCGGCUGGGCCUGGCUACAUGGCCACCCCGGGGCGUCAGGAGGAGCUGGUCAGCCCUGGGGGAAGAUGACGUUUUUCCAACGGGAGGGACAGCGGGGGCUGCCCCGGUGGCCCACCUCUUCCUCUCAGAGGCCUUGAAGGCCUGCAGGGAGGCCGGGAGUGCUCACACCUGCUGGCCAUCGGUGGGGGCAGGGAGGCGAGCACCAGAUUUCCUUCCUGCUACAUUUGAAAUGGGGCUUUCGUCCAUCACCGAGAAGUCUUCACAGGGCACCUGCUCUGGGCCCAGCCCAAACGGGGCCAGCACUGAGGAGAUGCAGGUCACAGCUGCACUGCCCUCAGUGUGAUGCCAGCCACGUGUGAGGCAUGCUUUCCAGCAGUCUCGUUGAAAAAGUAAAAGCACAGGGAGAUCAGCUCGGUGCUUUGUGACCA